AUGGUCGACGAUCUCAGUCCCACAUCUGUCGGAGUCAGCGUGGACAGCACAACCACAAUGACUGCAAGCUGGGAAUCGCCCUCAAACGCUGUUGUUACCGGCUACGAGGUGACCGUCACACCUGGUGACAUCAAUCAGAUCCCUGUAGGGAACGUCACAAGGACCACGCCCAUCACAGGCCUGACGCCAGGGAGACAGUACUAUGUGUCUGUGAAGACAAAGAUCACCUACCUGCAGGGACGAGAUGAGGAGACAACCGCUCGUUUUGCGCAACCCAAAGUAACAACACCUGAUACCGUGGAUGAGCUCGGCGACAAGACCAACCUCACAGCCCCGAACAUCAUCAUAGACUUCCUGAAGGCUGACGGUGAUGUCCAGUACUACCGGGUCCAACUACAGGGGAUAACUGAUGUGAACUAUCUGCAGACAACGUUCGUAACUCCACCUGCGACAAAUAAGACUUUCAAUGGAGUUGUGCCUAACUUCCAGUACAAUUUGACGAUAACAACACACAGUAAUCAACAACAGAGUACUCCUUACGCUCGGACUAUUCGAGUUAGGGCUUCACAGGCCGGCACUGUGAAUUAUUUCAAAACAUUGGCGCUUACAUCACGCAGUGUAUCAGUGUCUUGGAAGCGGCCAGUGAAGACGAAUGGAGACCUCUUCGAAUACCGCCUGGAGGUGUCAAACAGAACCUGUAAACAGCUGAUUGUUUUCAACUGUACGGAAUGCAAAAGAAAUACUUCGAUGGAGGCGAGUGGAAACUGUGGACACACAACCGUCGUCCAUCUAUCUGAAUCUGACAUCAACGAUUCCACGCAUGUAGUGAAUUACACGAUCACUGGACUCCUUCCAGACACUACGUACGUUGUUAAGGUAGCAGCUUAUAACAAGGAUGGAAGAGGGAUAGAAAGUAGUCUAUCGGAAACAACCGAUGAAGAAGCUGCCAGUGAACCUACUGCCUUUACAGCGAACAACAAAACCUCCGACACCAUAACGUUAACAUGGGCACCGCCUGAACCAAGACCUGGACGUACUCACUACAACAUCAGAGUCUACGAGAAGAUUGAAAACACACCCGACUAUAACUAUAUUGAUACCAAAAAUAUAACCGGUUAUCGCCAUAACAUGUAUUCCGUGAACAAUUUAUCAAGUGCCUGGGAAUACAAGUUCUUCAUUCAGGCCUUCACACUAAAAGGGGGAUCUGGAAACGUCUCAUCUGAUGUGGUGAUGACUGAAGAGUCGAUUUCAUCGUUCGAUCAGACGAUCCUCUCAGUUCGCCCAGGGGGCGGGUCAGUGGGAACAAACGUCAUUCCACUUGAAAUAUGUGCUGAAUGUCUGCACAACGCCGUGAAUGGCAAUAUAGUCAAGUCUGGGCUACUUGUGUGUAAAGUUGGAGACUGCCAAAUACGAAACAAGAUACACGACGCCCGUGGUGAUUCUUAUGAUCGAUUACCCAACUGGCACAGUGCAAGAGGAAGUGGUUUCACGUCUUUGUAUCGUGCAACUGCUGAUGACUGGAUGAGCGGCAAGGAACGUGACGACAUAGUCCUAUAUACAGUUGGAGGUGAAACGUGUGAAAUUGCGGACCAGACAAGAUUUUGCAAUGGACCCUUACUUACUGAAAACUCAUACAGUGCUUGUGCCAACUCAUAUGACGUUGGAGCUGUCGUUGGUGGUGUCGUUGGCGUGAUAGUGUUCGCAGUGAUAGUUUUUGUCGCCGUUGUUGUAUACGUGAAAGUAAAGAGAAAAUCCAGAUCAAAGAAGAAUCAAGAUAGCAUAAAUCUUGGGCCUACCCAAAAGUUCGAUGACACAUAUGAUGAGGUCGGUGACGGUCAGAGGAUGCAUGCCAUUACGGAGAGCAGCAGCAAUGAUGGUGGCUAUGUUAACCAGGCGUCUGGACUUUCACUUGACGGCUUUGACAGUACAUACGAACAGCUUGCCACGUAUCAGAAUGCUGAAAUUCAUGACUACGGACAAAUCAAUGUUAAAACCAGAAAUAAGGGUGCAAAAAACAAACGCUAAUUGACGUCUCACAUGUUUGGCAAGGAUACAGACUUCAUUAUCACAACUCAGUUGGAUACAAUAUAAUGCGCUUCGAAUUCCUUAAAGACUAAAAAAGGAUUUUCUGUAAAUUAAACCGACCGUCAGUAGACAUAACACACUUAACACUUCAUCCACAUUCCAUCUAGCUCAUUUGUCGAGCCCUUUCACAUUACUAGAGUUAAUGGGGAGCUCUUGUAGCCCACUAUGGCUUUACAUUAAGUGGGUUUU
Haliotis rufescens (red abalone) is the source of this 2274-nucleotide messenger RNA. RefSeq names its product fibronectin-like. The record is from RefSeq and is a predicted model, not a curated record. The coding region runs from base 1 to 2025 and encodes 674 amino acids. Lineage: Eukaryota; Metazoa; Mollusca; Gastropoda; Lepetellida; Haliotidae. The transcript is spliced from 13 exons. Gene Ontology annotation, molecular function: protein binding.